Molecule: messenger RNA, 682 nt
Organism: Drosophila busckii
Lineage: Eukaryota; Metazoa; Arthropoda; Insecta; Diptera; Drosophilidae
Product: odorant receptor 85b-like
Biological process (GO): sensory perception of smell; detection of chemical stimulus involved in sensory perception of smell
Cellular component (GO): plasma membrane
Molecular function (GO): odorant binding; olfactory receptor activity
Source: RefSeq, a predicted model, not a curated record
CCACCCACUGUACAACAUAUCUAUAUGGGAGUAGGACUUGCUCUUUUGGCGCUUUGUAUUACAACUAUCGACUAUCUCAACGUAUUGCUUAUGGGCCACAUUUGCAUGCAUCUCAAAGUGCUCAACCUGUCCUUCGACGAACUCAAGAACACUAAAGUGGAUCCGUACAGUUGGUUGGUCUCCAUUGUUAAAUACCACUGCGAACUGAUUGUUUUGCGCCAAAAGGUGGAGCGCAUUUAUAGUUUGCCUGUCAUGCUGCAGUUUGUCUCAUCAGUUGUAAUCGUGGCCAUGACAGCGUUUCAAGUGCUGGUGGGUGAUGGAUCAAAGAGCUCGGUUAUUAUGGAUCUACUGCUCUGCUGCGUGCUCUGCCAAUUGUUCUUAUACUGUUGGUUGGCAAAUGAUGUGUUUGAGCAGAGCAAAACUCUACCAACUUCUGCUUUUGGCUGCAAUUGGCAUCCACUCGAUAAGAAGUGCAAACAAACUCUGCUUAUAGUUAUGAUAAAUGCGCAGCGUCCUUUUCUCUUCACCGCUGGUGGUUUCAUGGGCCUAAGCAUUCCAAGUUUCACAUAUAUUAUGAGCAAGUCCUACUCCAUUGUAGCAGUUCUACGUCAAAUGUAUACUCGCACAUAAAAAUUCCACCAGCCUUAUAGUAAUUAAAUGAAAAUUAAUUAAUUAAGUUCAA